Gavialis gangeticus (Gharial) is the source of this 708-nucleotide messenger RNA. Its product is annotated as short-chain dehydrogenase/reductase family 16C member 6-like. Bases 1 to 708 code for a protein of 235 amino acids. Gene Ontology annotation, molecular function: oxidoreductase activity, acting on the CH-OH group of donors, NAD or NADP as acceptor. Lineage: Eukaryota; Metazoa; Chordata; Crocodylia; Gavialidae. Gene Ontology annotation, cellular component: lipid droplet. The record is from RefSeq and is a predicted model, not a curated record. The transcript is spliced from 4 exons.
AUGUCCUGCAUAAACACCAUAUUGGAGACAAUCCAGUUCCUGGUAUUGUUUAUAUAUUACUACUUUGAGGCUUUUAUUUUGCUGUUUUUUCCUACUCAUAAAAAUGUUGCUGGUGAAAUAGUGCUAAUUACAGGAGCUGCAAAUGGGAUUGGAAGGGAGAUUGCCAUACAUUUUGCUCCCCUUGGAGUCAAGCUGGUUCUCUGGGACAUUGAUGAAGAAGGAAACAAAGAGACAAUUCGACUGGCCAAAAUAAAUGGAGCCAAAGAAAUGUAUGCCUACAGGUGUGACUGCAGUAAUAGGAAAGAAGUCUAUGAAACGGCUGAUCUAGUUAGACAAGAAGUUGGCGAUGUUACUAUCCUAGUCAAUGAUGCAGCUGUUCCAAGUGUAAAGUACUUCAUUGAUACUCCAAACUUGGACCUUGAAAGAACAAUGGAUGUGAACAUUAUGGCUCAUUUUUGGACUUGCAAAGCCUUCCUUCCAGCCAUGAUUGCUCGUAACCAUGGACACUUGAUAAGCAUUUCAAGUGGAGCUGGACUUGUUGGUGUCACUAAAGUGUCAGACUAUUCUGCAAGCAAAUUUGCAGUAGUUGGCUUUCUGGAAAGUAUUGCUUUUGAAUUGCAGGCUACAGGGAAGAAAGGUGUUAAAACCACCAUUGUGUUCCUUAGUUAUGUAAAAACUCAGUUCACUGGUAGGCUUAAAAUCAAGUAA